Messenger RNA from Carlito syrichta (Philippine tarsier), 1963 nucleotides. RefSeq lists its product as uncharacterized. The transcript has 15 exons. The record is from RefSeq and is a predicted model, not a curated record. Bases 85 to 1908 code for a protein of 607 amino acids. NCBI's taxonomy places the organism in Eukaryota, Metazoa, Chordata, Mammalia, Primates, Tarsiidae.
CAGAUAAGGAAAUUGAGGCACAGAGAUUCACUAAUCUGAACCAGAUAAUACUUUAAAUGCUAGAACCACGAUGCACACCUGGGCAUGCUAGCUCCAGAAUCUACACUCUUAACCACUGUGCUGUACUGGCCCUUCAACAAGUUCCAGAAGAUGAGUCGUGGAUAUUCCGAAAACAACAAUUUCCUAAACAAUAAUAACCAAAUGGUAUUGGACAUGAUCCUUUAUCCGUUAAUUGGAAUCCCUGAGACCAUCAACUGGGAAACUAUAGCAAGGCUUGUGCCUGGAUUAACACCCAAAGAGUGUGCAAAAAGGUUCGAUGAACUGAAGAGCAGUGGAAGCUCACCUGUUGACAACCAGUAUAAUCCCCUAAUGGCUGCUGGAGAGAGUCCUGUUGAAACUUUAGCCACAUAUAUCAAAUCCUCGCUUCUUGACACACAGGGGGAAUUUCAGGAGACCCCAGAAGAACAGGAUGCAGCUUCCAAAUCAGGAAGACAUAGUAUAGCUUCCACAAGGAAUUGUUCUUCAGAAAGUGAAAAUUGUACUACUCAUAAUGGUGGAGAAAAGACUGAAGAAUCUGAAGGGCCAAACAUGGUGAUCCAUGUAUGUGAUGAAGCAAAAAACUUGAAAGAAGAUUUUAUUUGCCCACGAGAUCUUUUGAUAUCAGAAAUGAAGUACUUUGCUGAAUAUUUAUCUAUGGAUGCCCAGCGCUGGGAAGAGGUGGACAUUUCAGUUCAUUGUGACGUUCACAUUUUCAACUGGUUGAUAAAAUAUGUUAAAAGGAACACUAAGGAGAAUAAAGAUUGUGAGAUGCCCACUUUAGAGCCAGGAAAUGUCAUUUCAAUUCUUAUUUCUUCCGAGUUUUUGAAAAUGGAUUCAUUAGUUGAACAAUGUAUUCAGUAUUGCCACAAAAAUAUGAAUGAUAUAAUAGCUACUCCGUGCAACAUGAACUGUAUUAAUGCAAAUCUUCUUACACGGAUAGCUGAUCUGUUCACACACAAUGAAGUUGAUGAUUUAAAGGACAAAAAAGAUAAGUUUAGAAGUAAACUUUUUUGUAAGAAGAUUGAGAGACUGUUUGAUCCUGAGUACUUGAAUCCAGAUUCUCGGAGUAAUGCAGCGACCUUAUAUAGAUGCUGUUUGUGUAAGAAACUUUUAACAAAAGAAACAGAAAGAAGAAUUCCUUGCAUUCCUGGAAAAAUCAAUGUGGACCGACAUGGAAAUAUUGUCUAUAUUCACAUAAGAGAUAAGACAUGGGAUGUUCAUGAGUUUUUGAAUAGUCUUUUUGAAGAAUUAAAAUCUUGGAGAGAUGUAUAUUGGCGCUUGUGGGGAACAAUCAACUGGCUGACUUGUUCAAGAUGUUAUCAGGCUUUUCUCUGUGUUGAAUUUUCACAUUGUCAAUACCACUCAGAAACAGUGAUUUAUCCUACUGCAGCAAGUUCAUUGAGUACUGUUGGCACUGGAAUUUAUCCCUGCUGUAACCAAAAGGUUCUUCGGUUUGAUCCCACUCAGCUUACAAAGGGCUGUAAAGUGAGGGACCACAUGGUUGCACUUCGUGAUCAAGGUGAAGGUGGAGAUUUGCUGUCCUGUCCAACUACUAGAAUACUGGAUGAUCUGCUCAAGCACAAAGAUGUCAUUGUUGUACCUUUUUCAAAAGAUACAGUUAGUGAUAUUGGAGUUGGUCCCUGUGAUGAAAAGGGCCUGGAAUGUGAUGUUUUACUGGAGCCAAAUACACCAUGGGGCCCCAAAACUGGAGAGCUCAAUGCUUUCUUGUCACUGAAAAACUGGACUCUGCAACUGAAACAACAGUCAUUAUUUUCAGAAGAAGAAGAAUACACCACUGGAUCUGAGGUCACUGAAGAUGAAGUUGGAGAUGAAGAAGAAGUAUCCAAGAAACAAAGUAUUGUUUUCUAAGUUAAAAUCAGCUCUCAUUGUUUAUGAAGGGAUUGCAUUCUGGAGCCUUUAAUGC